Messenger RNA from Linnemannia hyalina, 3522 nucleotides. The record is from the annotation of a GenBank genome assembly. Lineage: Eukaryota; Fungi; Mortierellomycota; Mortierellomycetes; Mortierellales; Mortierellaceae.
AUGAUGGUUUUACAAUCAUCGAUCGUUGCUGUUGCCGCAAUGGAUGUCAUGAACCUCCCUCCUUCUCAUAUCGACCUAUGCCCAGACGCAUACUUGUUUGAGUUUAUGAGCGAACCAGGAACCGCCGCAGCCGCCGAGGAAGCAAACCAGUUCAAGGCUAAGAUUGCGUCCAUGAAGAGUGCACACAUCCGACAGGAGUUUGGAUUCCUCAUCAACGGGAUCUCCGCACAGGUGGCCGAUCAAGAUGAAUUAUUGGAGUUGAUGACCCUUGGUAUCCUCCAGACUGUUACACCAUUGACAAUCGUUUCACCACCGGAGCAAGUUCAACCGAGGCAAAAUGCACUUGUCACCAGCGCGUUGAACAUGACGGGGGUGAUCAGGGUCCACGCGGAGCUGGGGUUGACCGGUCAGGGAGUCAAGGUCGGAGUCAUUGAUACUGGGAUCGAUUACACCCAUCCAGCAUUGGGCGGUUGUUUCGGACCUGGUUGCAGGGUUGCAUAUGGUUACGACUUUGUCGGGAAUAACUAUACCGGCAAGAAUACACCCGUCUCAUCCCCGGAUCCUAUGGACUGUGCGGGACAUGGAUCGCACGUUGCAGGAAUCAUCGGUGCCUCAGAUGAUAUUGUCAUGGGCGUUGCACCCAAAGUGCUGUUGGGAGCGUAUCGUGUGCUGGGAUGCAACGGAAGCAGCAACGACGAUGUGAUCAUUGCAGCACUGGAACGGGCUGCAAAGGACAAGAUGGAUGUCAUCAACCUGUCGAUUGGAGAACCCAAUGGCUGGCCGGGGGGCCCGGUGUCGAAGGCUAUCAGUCGGAUGCAGGGCAAAGGGAUCAUGGUCGCUGUCUCGCAUGGAAAUGAGAAUACUUUAGGGUUGUUCAGUACCAACUAUGUUGCCAUUGGACGUGGUGUCUUGUCGGUUGCCUCGUUUAUUAAUACCAGGGCCUUGCUCACCUCCUUUACUAUUCCUCUGGCACCUGGGCGGUCCUUUAGGAAGACCGUGCUGGUUCUUCGCGGCGGUUGUGUGUUUGCUAUGAAGGCACAGAACGCGUUAGCAAAGGGAGCAACAGGGAUUUUGUUUGUCAACAACCUGCCCGAGUCCCUGAGUGCUGAUAUCAAGGACAUAAAGAUCUUGUCAGGAGCCAUGUCGCAACGAGAUGGGCAGCUCUUGCUUUCGUAUCUGAAAUCUAUCCCCCCACCAGCGGGACGAGGAGGAAGUCUGACGGGAGAGACGAUGGCAUCGUUUAGCAAAAACUCGACGGCGUUUGUUAACCCUGCAGGCGGGACCAUGUCUCUGUUCAGCUCUUAUGGACUUGACAACGAGCUUCAUAUCAAACCUGAUAUUGGCGCGCCAGGCGAAAACAUCUACUCGACAUGGCCGGUGGUGAACGGGGGUUACACGACACUUUCAGGAACCUCAAUGGCGAGUCCGCAUAUUGCUGGAGCAUUGGCACUAGCAAUUGAACGCUUGCGAAACCUGGACGCAAAUGGACUAGGAGAUGAAGACGCGUCCUCCACGUCGCCAGCAACAUCAACGCUUAAUUUGACGGCGGCACAUAUUCAACAAAUCUAUGCGACAUUCAAGAACACGGCAGAGCCGGCAUAUGUGUUCAGGAAUCAUAUGAAGUACGAUAUGUUGACGGAUCCGGCAACGAAGAUCCCGGGGACGGAUGCGAAGCAGGAGCCGGGGGCUUCUUCACCCGACGCGCGAUAUGAGCAUGGAGAUGGAGGAGAGGGUGGAGAAGGACGAGCGUAUGUGGAGUCGGUGGCGAAGCAGGGAUCAGGCAUGGUGAAUAUUUAUCGCGCGCUGACGAGUUUGGCGCACAAGGUGAAGCCCGAGUUAGCGCAUAUUGAGAGGGCGGGUGAUGUCCCGCCUAUCAGUUUGACGAAUGUCUUUCCUGCGAUGCUGGAGUUGAAUGAUACAGCGGCUGCAGAGUUGGAGUCCACUGGGAAGGGUGGAGGGAGAGGAGGGCAGACACGAUAUAUCACCAUCUCCAACUAUGGGCCGAACCCCGUCCGGUAUAAGUUAUCACACAUCUCAGCAGAGGGGCUUUUCGACCUGUCGAUAGAGAACAAGGAGACCAAACUUCGGAACCUGGACAUCUUUAAUGUGACCAACCCAGCCGACAAGGAUGUGGAUUAUGUGAAGUCCGCUGAUGCCAAGGCGACAAUUGAGUUUGCGGGUUUGGAGGGCGGCGUUAAGGUUCCUGGGGGUGGUGGGCAACGGCGGGUUGCGGUGACGAUCUUUCCACCAACGGGGAUCCCUGAAGACCAGCACUGGAUUUACUCUGGGUAUAUUGUCGUCCGUGCUGUUUCAAGUUCCUCGUCGAUUUCGACAUCGUUGGUGACAAGGGCGUCUACAGAUGUGAUCUCAGGAGAGACAAGGGAAGGCGGAGAGACAAAGGAGGCAGAUAGUAACCCGGCUGACGACUACUUUUCUUCCUCGACAUCGCCCUCACCGCCACCACCCGACGUGAUCCAUGUAUCAUACGCCGGAGUUGUCGGAAAGAUGAAGACCCUGCCCAUCUUCCUUCGCCCGACCGAGAAGGAGCUGAAAGUCGACAACCAGACAGCACUGUGUCAAAUGAUGGGCAGCGGGGCCAACAGGACCGACUUUAUUUACACCUUUAAUGGGACCGACCUUCCAAUCCUCACAUUCUGUCUCCAGAACCCAACCAAGUACCUCGCCAUGGAUCUCAUCAGCGCUCCUCCAGAAGGAUCCGAGCAGAUGGAACGAGACAACAAUAAUAAUGACCCUGGUGGCGCAGUGGAUCCGGAGGAUUAUCAGGUCAUUGGCAGGGUAGCUUCUAAUGAUAAUUUGAGCAGGAGCGUUCCGGUGUCGAUUGUUACGGCGGUGCAGUGGGAUGGGAUGCUGGAUCUGCUGGAUGGGAAUGGCAAGAACAAGAGUCAGGGAUUUGUGUCUACGGGAGAGUCGAGGCCGUUGAGACACUCGCCUGGGUUGGAUUUGGUGUAUGGGAUGAGGGCUCACCCUGAAGGGGAGGAGGGUGAGAGUUCGACAUCGCAGUUGCAGUCGGCUAGGGACCAGACAUCGUCAUCGAGUGGUUUGGGUGGACGUGAUGCUAGGCUAUUGGAGCGUCGAAGCGCACUUGACCCUGUAGUCAAGCGGAAGGCACAUAUCGACGAGGACGUCGACGGCACCAGUGCCACCAAUGGCGACGACGACGGCAACAAAGACAACGGCAAGAGCAGGAAGAAGAGCCGGAAGGAAGCUAGCAAAGUCGAUGACGCCAAUGAGGAUGGUGACAACGAGACAGCGCAGGCCAGGAACGACCGCCUUCUACGCAACUACAAGAAGAAGGCAGAGUUGGCUGCUGCCGGUGCGGACCCGAAACAGAUCCAGUUGGCGGUUCCGAAUGGUCGCUAUCGGUUACGGAUCCGGGCGUUGAGGAUGUUGGCGGAUCCUGGGAAGGCGGAAGGGUAUGACUAUUGGAUUACUAGGACGUUUACGAUUCAGCGGAUUGAGCCAGCGACUACGAUAUCCACUUCUCCACCGCCGCUAAAAUAA